Molecule: messenger RNA, 3194 nt
Organism: Branchiostoma belcheri (Belcher's lancelet)
Lineage: Eukaryota; Metazoa; Chordata; Leptocardii; Amphioxiformes; Branchiostomatidae
Product: death-associated protein kinase 1-like
Exons: 13
Coding region: 96-2486 (796 amino acids)
Molecular function (GO): protein binding
Source: RefSeq, a predicted model, not a curated record
ACGGGCAUAUUGCGGUAGUGGAGCUGCUGAUUCAACAUGGCGCUGAUGUGGAGGCGAGAGACAAGUAUGGCAAUACAGCACUCCAUAGGGCCAGCAUGUACGGGCAGACUGAGAUAGUGAAGCUGCUGAUUCAACAUGGCACUGAUGUGAACAAGACUGACAUAACCGCACUCCAUCUGGCCAGUGAGGCUGGGAAGACUGGGGUAUCGGAGCUGCUGGUACAACAUGACGCUUAUGUGGAGGCGAGGAACAAGGAUGGCAGGACCGCACUCCAUCUGGCCAGCGGGAACGGGAAGACUGAGAUAGUGAAGCUGCUGAUUCAACAUGGCGCUGAUGUUGAGGCGAGGGACAAGGAUGGCUGGACUGUACUCCAUGUGGCCAGCAGGUUCGAGAGUACUCGUGUAGUGGGGCUGCUGAUUCAAUAUGGCGCUGAUGUACAGGCGAGGGACGAGGUUUCCCGUGUGUUUACACAGUACGGAAAGACCGUACUUCAUGUGGCCGUCGGGAAUUGGAGGACUGGGGUAGCGAAGCUGCUGAUUCAACAUGGCGCUGAUGUGGAGGCGAAGGACAAGGAUGGGAGAACACCACUGGACUACGUGCAUAACCAACGCCACCGACUUUUCCUAAAGAAACUGGCUACUGAGGUGGCUGUCCAGGUUUCCUACCACAAACUGAUGAAACAAUCCGGCGGGGAGAAAGUCGACAGGGUUAAACUGUGCUUCUGUGGACCACAGGAAGCUGGCAAAUCCACUCUGGUGGAAAGUCUGCAAACGGGAUCUUUCACUGCCUUCUUCCGGGAUCGGAUGACUCCAGAAGAUCAGCCACACGAGCCCACCCCGGGUGUGAAUGUGGGAACAACCAACAUUCCCGGUGUGGGGCAGGUCAGUGUGUGGGACUUCGCUGGACAGUCGGAGUACGCGGUAACCCACAGCAUGUUCAUGGAUGCAGAGAACACCAUCUUCACCGUGCUGUACAACAUCAUGGACGACUUAAAAAAGCAGAAGAGAGAGGUCCACUGGUGGCUGUGUUUCAUCAAGUCCUGCAACACAAAGAGUAAACCUCACGUCAUCCUAGUGGCCAGUCAUGCCGAUCAGACUAACACAGGUCAUCAACAAGCAUCUUCCAUCCUUGAGUUGAUGACGUCAGAGUUCAAGGAUCACCUGAACAUCUCAGACGAAGUGUUUCUCCUUGACUGCAGGAAGACACGUAAAACUGACAUGAGGCGCCUUAAAGACCUUCUGACAAGACUGAAGACCGAGCUUCUGGAUCAUCAGCGAGCCAUUCCCAAAUUGUGUGCUGAGAUCAUCAAGUGCCUCCCAAAAUGGGCCAAGGAGAAAUGCAGCCCGAAGUGUCCUGUCUUGAAAUGGGCAGAGUACAAGGAGGCGGCGGCGAAGGAGAUCGACCGCUUUGUCGAUGAAGAUAUUCUGAAGACGUCUUCACAGUACUUGGCUCAUCUCGGAGAGAUCUUGUUCGUCCCCCUGCAAAAUGCCGACCCCAUCAUCGUCCUGAAGCCCAACUGGCUCUGCACGGAUGUCUUCGGCAAAGUGAUGGCUCCAGAAAACUUUCCCAUCCAACAUCUGAGAACCAUCAACGACGUCGUCACGAAAGAGGAAAUCCAGAACGUGUUCAAAGAUGUUGCCGAUGUGGAUCUCCUGACCACCCUACUGCAAGAGUUCCAGCUCUGCCACACCUAUGAUGAACAGGAGUUCAUCAUUCCCGGACUGCUGACACAGACCAUGCCUCCAGAGAACUGGCAGCCGACCGCGAACACUGCCAAGCCCGUCUACUUCGGCAAGCAAGUCCAGUGUGCGGACACCACCGACAUGUUCUCCUCCGCGUUCUUCCCCCGUGUGCAGACCCGCCUGAUGAGGGAACUGAAGAACCGCCCGCUGCUGUGGAGAGACGGAGCCAAGUGUUUCGACUCCAACGUGGAAAGUCUCAUCAAGCUCUCCCCAGACGGCCGUGCGGUCAACAUCUGCGUGCGAAGCGAGCAGGGCGACAAGCUGAGCUGCCGGCAGAUGCUCGAGAAGAUUGAGAACAUCGUCAUCAACGUGCUAGACGAGGUCAGCCCAGGCACUACUACAGAGGAGAGGCUGCUCAGCGCUCGUGCACUGAGGGAACACAGAGAAGAGAUCUACUCCUACAGCAUGGAUCAGGUCAACAAGGCCAAAGAAAAGGACGGCAAAGUCCAUCACGACAUUCUCGGCUUCUCAGAAGACGUCGAUGACCUGUGUGGUGGAGGAGACGACGAUGAAGAGGAGCAAGGAGCUGUUGGAUACUCGCACCAGGAUCCCCGCGUGUACGAGAUGCACAACCACAUCAUCAAUGCAGGCGAUGGUGCCGUCAUCAACAUGUACCAAGGUGCCGCAGGACAACUAGAACAGCUACAGUUGGAAGGGAAUGUUGGACAGCCACAGUUGGAAGGGGGUAUUGGGCAGCUACAGUUGGAAGGGGAUGUUGGACAGCCACAGUUGGAAGCAAAUUAGCCUGGUGAUCUGGAACAGACACAGUUGGCGGAGUGACUUUUCAUUCAAUCUUGUACAAAUGUUAACAAAGGCUUCCUUUCCCCUCAGUGAUCACACACUGACCCCCCCCCCAAAAAAAAAGAAAGCAAAGUUGUGUUAAUCCCACCACUUCAGGAGCAAGCUAAGUUAAGAAGAGCUCACUGAGUCCCAUUGUGUUUCAUGACAGUUUUUCGCAAGCAUUGUUCAUGCAUUACCUGGUUAUGGCGCAAACAUAUAAAUGGCUCAGCUGCAGUUGGCAGAGACCCCAGCAGGGGGUGCAUCUGUAUUACUGUCAGCAAAUAAGUUAAAGUUUUGACGUCACCCCUCCAAACAUAACCUUCUUGGUGAAGGUAAAAAAACUUCCUCUUUAUCGGUUCCCCCAACCAGAUAUUUAGGUUACUGCAAGAUAGCAUCAAAUUGGUAAAACCGUAUAUAGUUUAUAUAUUUAUACCAGUAUAAAAAUGUAAGCCAGAUGAAACGCCCAUAAACACGUAAAAAAGCCGAAGCCUAAACAACAACAGAGUACAACCAAAACUGAACCAAAAAGCAAAAAUGUUUUCGCAUUGAUGACAAAAGGACCACAUAACCUCUGGUCCAAAAUACAUCAAAUUGGUAAGAUGUAUGAUUGGUAUCAUUGACAUAAGAUUUUUUAAAGAAAAUAGAUUCUCUUUUGUAUGAUGUAACAACAAU